UUGUUGGUUAUAGAGGGCUCCUUUCUCGAAAUCUUUUCGAAAGCAUUUACUCUUGCGUGUGUAUCCACAAAAAGGAGCAAGAAAACUAUUAUGUCGAGCAGAAUUGAAAGUGAAAUGUUCGUAGCCUGCGCCGAGUAGUUUCCUGUCUGUCUAGUUUUUAUUUGGGUGUGUCCCUGGCGAAAGUGUACUGUGCAUUUAACUAUCUAAACGAUGGGGGAGAAUAAUGCGAGGUUAGAAAAUUAUGAAAUGCUUAAGGCGUUGUACGACUUCGAGGCUACGUUCGCCAAAACUCUUAGCUUUCAUGAAGGAGAACAUUUUAUAUUACAUCAAACAAAUACUAAGCAAAGAAAUUGGUGGCAAGUAGUGAAUAGUAAAGCUCAGGUUGGAUAUAUUCCAUCCAAUUAUGUCACUAUCAAAAAGGUACAGCCACAAUUUUUAAUCGACUUCUUGGACGGAACAAUAUUGACUCUACAAUCAGAAAUUAAUAAAAGCGGUGAUACGCACAAGCAGGAUUUGUUAUGUAAUUUGUUGGCGAGAAGAAAACAAAUAGUUUUAAAUAAGAAACAACUUGGAUCGAGUCACAAGAGACAAGCACCAAUGGCUCCUGAUUUUGGAAAUACUACACCGACCAAAGAAACUAUUCCUCCUGCUGUCUGUCUUAAUUCAGAUGGAGAUGUCAGACUUAUACAGAGUAAUACUUCUUAUGUAACUGCGCAAACUACUCUCCAUGGUAAUUCCGAUCAAGGAGAAGUAUAUAAUACUCAAUGUAGACGUCAGUCUGCAACUGAACAACGUAGACAAUCUUUCCCUCGUCAGUCUAGUUCAGAGACGAUUCAAAAAGCUUAUCCUACUACGCCAGAAGUACAUAAGAGUCCUUCGCAGACUAGUGCAAAAACCUCUCCCAAUGGUUCGCCUGUUAAAAAUAAUUCAUUAUGUAAUAUAAAUUCCAAAACGGCUUAUCAAUUACUCGACAAAGUUCGUCGAAAUACUCAAUUAAGUUAUGAAAUGUCUAAAGUGGCGGUCAUUGUUGUCGUGAACGAGUUACAACAUCUGUUACCUGAUAGUGUUAAUCAUUAUUUUGAAGCAUUAUUGCAUCAAUUAGAGACACCGUUAACGGUAUCAAAAAUGAAUAUCGAAGAAACAUAUGAUGCAAGUAGACUGAAAAUUAUAUUUACUGAACUCACUACUCGCAAAGAAGAUUCUCAGCAAAGAAAUUGGAUGCUUUAUGAGGAUGAAUCUGUUAUAGUAGAAAACAUCACUGAGCUUACAUCCAUAUUGACAAAUGCAGAUGCAAAUGUUUCGAGGUACAUCUUAAAACAAGAUCAAUACGACGGUGUUAAUGUAUUAAUUCAGUAUUAUCAAAUGGAGCCAAGAUGGACUAUAAGACAAUUAUUGUUGCAAUCGUUUGGUGUAAUGUGUAGUUUAGAUUCUAUUAUUUUAACUAUUAUGUUAAACAGCAUAUUACCAAUGGAAUUAGCAAGAGAUAUGAGGAGUAAUCCAAGAAAUGUACAGAAAUUAAAUUAUUCUUCAUUGCUGCUUAGUAUGAUUUUUUCAAUGGGUGAACCAAUGCCAGUUACACAUUGGGAACAACUAGGAUCUGAUUUCGUCUCGUUCCUUUUGGAUUUAAUAGAAAAUCCACCGGAUUCUGAUUUAGAAGAUCAGAUUCCUGAUUUAUUCAUCAAUUUAAUAUUAUCAUAUAAUCUGCAAUUUACGAAUUCGGAAAAUUCAGUAAUAAGUGCAUUAAAAGAGAGAACGGUAGCAAAAAUUUUUACUGAAAAAAUCCUUUUCCUUUUCAACAGAGAAGAGGAUCCAGUAAGAAUAUUUGAUCACGAACCGCAGCCUCCUCAUUCCGUAUUGAAAUUGUUUAUCGAUUUGUUUAAUAACGACUACACGGCAGGUCUUUUCUAUACUAAUGAUGUAAAAGUCUUGAUUGAAAUUAUUUUGAGGCAACUUUUUGAUAUGUAUCCUGGCGAUAAGCGAAGACAAUAUUUAGAAUUGUGUCGCAGAGUAUUACGUACUUCAAGUUAUAAUGAACAUCGGCAUCAAUCGGAAGAUCUUUUAAAAUGUUUUACAAGGAUAUUUUGUGAGGAAACACCUGAGAGUCAAGAGGACCAACAAUUGGUACGUGAAAUCAGCAACGAAUUUCCACAUUUAUUUAAAAUGUGACCCUUACUUUCAUCCUCCGAUAAUAAAGACUUGGAGGAAGAUGAUUUACAAACUCUGGUAUGAAGCACAAAACUAGAAAGUAGAAUUAAGCAGAUAUAUGCUCGACUUUCUGGUGAGAAAUCUUCCUUAUUUUUUAUAACUCGCCUUCUAAUAUAUAUAUAUUUUUUUUGCUCUUAAAAAAAAAAACAAAAAGAACAAAAAAAAAAAAACAAAAAAAGAAAUCACUAUAUCUAUAACGAGAUGCACACUACAUGAAAUAGUCUUGAUAAGAUAUUCUAUUUGCCGAGUUAAUAUCUUUUCUUAGCUCUAUAUCCUCGAUAGGAAAAGUGUUACCUGCUAAUAGUAACAAAUAUGUGAUUACAUGUUACCAAAAUGAAGAAAAUUAUCAUACGCGUGUAUCUAACUAUACUACGUAUAUAUCAUACGUUUAGUGUUAUACGAGAGAAACAUCUCAUUCCAAAUACGAGGACCAUGACUACAUAUUAUCGUCCUAUUUACCCAUUCAGAUUUAAUAUAAUUUUAAAUCAUUUAAAAUAAUUAGAUAUAAUAUAAUAAUAAUCCUAUCGCAAAGGUUUAUUUACGAAUUUGUUGCAUUUUUGGAACUUUUAAUGAUAUUAUGAAGAAAAGCAAAAAAAGACGAACAAUUUAGUCUUUAAUAUAGUUAUAUAUCUUCGUGUUAAGCAUAAUCUAGUCGAAGACUAUAUAUAUUAUAUAUUUAUUGGAAUAGAACUUUUAUUAUCACGUUUCUGACUUUUACGUGCUAUAUUCUUUGGUGAGAUCAAUUUCGAUAGAAUUGAACAUUUAAAAUGCAAGUUUACGUGGAUACUUCUCUGUGCCACUUACAGUUAUCGAAUCUCCUAGUCUAUCGCUAGUAAAUAUAUUUUUUUAACAGUAUAGUAUUAUAUUAUGUUUACACGACUAUUAGACAAAUUUAAAUUAGGCAAUACUAUUUGCAACUAAAGAGAUAGAUGCAGCUAAAAUGAUAUUAUAAUUAACAUCAAAAUGUUGAACGAAUAAAAAGAUUUAGGUGAUGUAUAUUUAUCAUCUAUUAUAAAAU
Messenger RNA from Polistes canadensis, 3223 nucleotides. RefSeq names its product NCK-interacting protein with SH3 domain. The record is from RefSeq and is a predicted model, not a curated record. Gene Ontology annotation, biological process: endocytosis. NCBI's taxonomy places the organism in Eukaryota, Metazoa, Arthropoda, Insecta, Hymenoptera, Vespidae. Gene Ontology annotation, molecular function: Arp2/3 complex binding; protein binding. The coding region runs from base 211 to 2166 and encodes 651 amino acids. The transcript has 9 exons.